Camelina sativa (false flax) is the source of this 441-nucleotide messenger RNA. NCBI's taxonomy places the organism in Eukaryota, Viridiplantae, Streptophyta, Magnoliopsida, Brassicales, Brassicaceae. The record is from RefSeq and is a predicted model, not a curated record.
AAGCUUAGAGGCAUUGAUGGAACAACCGCGUGACAAGACUUCUCAAGAACAAGCCCGUGAAUCUCUCAUCGAAAUCUCUUACACUUCACCUGAGGAAGAGGAGUAUAUAAUAACGUCCUCAGAUGUGAAACCUGUCAUCAGUAGUAUUACCGCAAACGGAGCCACAAAAGGAGGAAGCACCGAUGAUGCGGACAAGCUUAGAGCUGAGCUGAUCUCCAUUUCUUAUGACGAGUCACCUUCACCUUCACCUUCACCGGAUGUAGCUGUUUCGCCGACCCUGCCCAACGGUUUCUGUCGUGGAUAGGAUUCAAAAUGUACAGCUCUGAGUCUUACUUGUUAUGCAUAAGACUUUGGUUUGGACGAAAAUUAGACCAUUGUUAUAUCUUUAACGUUUCUCCUAAACUAUAUAUGUUGCAAAAUCAAUGGAAGUUGUCUUUUUUA